Messenger RNA from Rhincodon typus (whale shark), 1052 nucleotides. It is a transcript of the gene khdrbs2, whose product is annotated as KH domain containing, RNA binding, signal transduction associated 2. The coding region runs from base 1 to 717 and encodes 238 amino acids. The record is from RefSeq and is a predicted model, not a curated record. The transcript is spliced from 7 exons. Lineage: Eukaryota; Metazoa; Chordata; Chondrichthyes; Orectolobiformes; Rhincodontidae. Gene Ontology annotation, biological process: regulation of alternative mRNA splicing, via spliceosome. Gene Ontology annotation, molecular function: mRNA binding; poly(A) binding. Gene Ontology annotation, cellular component: nucleus.
AUGCAGAGAGAGAAAUAUUUGCCAGAGCUGAUGGCAGAGAAAGAUACUCUGGACCCAUCUUUUGUUCAUGCUGCACGUCUGCUGACUGAAGAAAUUGAACAAUUCCAGAACAACAGCUCAAAAAAAGAAGAGGAGAAGCAAUACCUUGAUGUUAUCAGCAACAAAAACAUUAAAUUAGCUGAAAGAGUGUUGAUUCCGGUCAAACAAUAUCCAAAGUUCAAUUUUGUGGGGAAGUUGCUCGGACCACGAGGUAAUUCGCUAAAGAGGUUACAGGAAGAAACAGGUGCAAAAAUGUCCAUCUUGGGCAAAGGAUCUAUGAGGGACAAAGCCAAGGAAGAAGAACUGCGGAAAAGCGGAGAGGCCAAGUAUGCACAUUUAGGUGAUGACCUUCAUGUGCUCAUCGAAGUCUUUGUCCCAGCAGGAGAAGCCUAUUCCCGCAUGAGCCACGCACUAGAGGAGGUGAAGAAAUUCCUGGUCCCAGGAUACGAUGAUGGCUACGGUGGAGAAUAUGAUGAACAAAGCUAUGACACCUAUGAUAAUAGCUACGCCAGUCAGGUGGAGAGUGGCGCUGAGUAUUACGAUUACGGACAUGGAACAAGUGAAGAACUCUAUGAAAGUUAUGGUCAAGAAGAAUGGGUUUCAUCUCGGCCAAGUUUAAAGGCCCCAAUCCUGAGGUCAAGAGGGACCUACAGAGAACACCCCUAUGGUAGAUAUUGAAGGCAGCCCUUGUUGCACAAUGACUACAUGCGUGCCCUAUGGUCAGCUUAUAAACAACUACAAGACAAGUAAUAGUUCAUUUAUUUUCUUGCCUAAGGAUAUCUUCUCUCGGGUAACCCUUCUGCACCCUCCUUCUAUUUCCUGAAACUUUGACGAAAUGUUGGCUUUACUUUAUGACAGGAACUUUGUAGAAUGGACAAGUUAGUCCCCAGAACAUGCAAAAGGGAAGCUGCUCCUUUUAAUUGUUUUCUUUUAUUGCUCUAUGUGUAGAAAUAUGUUCAACUAGCAUGAACUGGUGAUAAGUUUAACAUUUCCAAACCCACUUGGUAAAGGUU